Molecule: messenger RNA, 743 nt
Organism: Solanum pennellii
Lineage: Eukaryota; Viridiplantae; Streptophyta; Magnoliopsida; Solanales; Solanaceae
Product: protein yippee-like
Exons: 5
Coding region: 129-518 (129 amino acids)
Cellular component (GO): ubiquitin ligase complex
Source: RefSeq, a predicted model, not a curated record
UGAGUCCUUUUCCUUUUUUGACGUUACUUACUAUUAUCUUCCAGCCGAAACAUAAACUAUUACCCCUUUUUGGAUAACUUCUUUUCCAUUUUCGUUCUUCAAUUUUUUUGUGAUCUCAAAAAUCUUUGAUGGGGAGAUUAUUUGUGUUGACUCUUGAAGGCAACAUCUACAGCUGCAAGCACUGUGGAACACAUCUUGCCCUUUCUGAAAACAUUGUUUCCAAGUCUUUCCAGUGCAGACAUGGGAAGGCUUAUCUCUUCAGGAAGGUGGUGAAUGUCACUUCUGGUGAGAUAGAAAAUAGAAUGAUGAUGACUGGUAUGCACACUGUGGCAGACAUUUUCUGUGUCUGUUGUGGGUCAAAUGUUGGAUGGAAAUAUGAGACCGCCCAUGAGAUGAGCCAAAAGUACAAAGAAGGAAAAUCAGUGCUUGAGCGGUUUAAGAUUUGUGGCCCUGAUGGAAGCCAUUACUCGGCUAGUCAUGAUAUUCAUGUUGCAGGAAGUGAUGCUGAUGAUGUUUGAUCACCAUCCAGAACAAAAAUUCUAUCCCAAAAUGUACAUUCUUUAACUCACCACCCGAUUAGUUCUUCAUGGACCAUUGGAUUCUUGAAUAGCUUAAGCUACUACAACUUCUUUAAGUUUGUCCUCUAUUGUGUAUGAUAACAUGGAAGCCGCCAUGUGUUGUUGCAAACUGACAUGACCAUCUGCCUGCAUUUGUUUGCAAUGACAAGACAUUACUAGUAGCAA